Molecule: messenger RNA, 7851 nt
Organism: Closterium sp. Naga37s-1
Lineage: Eukaryota; Viridiplantae; Streptophyta; Zygnematophyceae; Desmidiales; Closteriaceae
Source: the annotation of a GenBank genome assembly
AUGGGAUUUAGGGAAGCGGAAAGCAUAGUAGGAAGUAGGUCGGGGGGGGAAGGGCGGGACCAGCAGUCAGCGAUGGUACUGGCGGCGGUGGCGGAGUCGAUAGAGAUGCUGCGCACGGCGGGCAGCGAUGCGGACGAGAAGGAGCGCGUCGCCAUGCAGCUCAGCCAGCUGGCGGAGACCAGCGUGGAUGCGCGCGCGGCCAUCGGCUACCACGCGCAGGCCAUUCCGCUGCUCGUGGGGCUCGUGCGCUCGGGCACGCUGCCUGCGCGCACGCAUGCAGCGGCGACUCUGGGGGCGAUCUGCGACGAGCAGGAGCUGCGCGUGAAGGUGCUGCUGGGGGGGCGGGGGUCCGGGCGCGACGCCGUGGGGUCGCGCAUCUUCGCGUCGGAGGGCGUGGUGCCGGCGCUGCUGCAGCAGCUGCAGAAGCACGCGGGCAUCCACCCGGACGUGCUGGGGCUCGUCACGGGCGCCAUGCGCAACCUGUGCUACGCCGUGCCGGGCUUCUGGCGCACGGUGGAGGCGGCGGGCGGCGUGGAGAUCUUCACGAGCAUGCUGUCCAUGGGGCGCCCCGCCACGCAGGAGAACGCCGCCGCGCUGCUCACCAGCUUCCUCACCAGCCCCUACCUCGCGCACCCCAAUGCGGCGGCCGCCGCCGCCGCGCAGCAGCAAGCCAAGGGCAAGUCUCCAGCCGCUACAGUGGCGGCAGCAGCGGCGGCAGCGGCGGCGGCAGCCAUGGAGGGCGGAGAAGGGCUGGAGGAGGCGGCGAAUGCGGCGGCGAGAGUGGUGGAGGCUGGCGCCAUCCCACCGCUCCUCGCGCUGCUGCAGCCGGGUAGGGAGGUGGCGGUCAGGACGGAGGCGGCUGGGGCGCUGCGCGCAAUCUCAGCAGUACACGUGGCGGCUCGGGAAAAGAUCGCGGCGGCGGGGGGAGUGGGCAUGCUGAUCCGCGCGACGAUGGCGCCGUCGGCGGAGAUGAUGCAGACGGGGUACGCGCAGGUGCUGCAGGAGAACGCCAUGGGCGCGCUCGCCAACAUCGCGGGCGGCAAGGCGGAGGUCGUCGCGUCGCUGGCGGCGGCGGUGAGCAGCGCGCACUCGGACCGCGAGCUGGCGGACAACAUCGGCGCGCUGGCGUACGCGCUGAUGGUGCUGGACGACGGUGACGACGACGACGGCGCGGCGGAGGACGGUGAUGGCGGGGAGGGCGGGAGCGGAAGCAAGGUGGACGCGGAGGGCAUCGAGCGCGCGCUGGUGGAGAAGCUCAGCCCGCUGCGGCCCGCGUCGGCGGUGGUGCAGGAGCGGUCGAUCGAGGCGCUGGCGAGUCUGUACGGCAACAGCGCGGUGGCGCGCGGGCUGAGCAACGCGGAGGGCAAGCGCAUGCUGGUGGGGCUCGUCACGCUGUCGCCCGCCGACGCGCAGGCGGAGCUGGUGGAGGCGCUUUUCAACGUGUGCGUGCAGGGCGCGCCGCUGUGGAGCGCGCUGCACGGGCGCGAGGGCGUGCUGCAGCUGGUGGGACUGCUGGGGCUGUCGACGGAGGACCAGCAGGAGUGUGCGUGCGCGCUGCUCGCCAUCCUCUCGCACGAGGAGGACGAGAGCAAGUGGGCCAUCACCGCCGCGGGGGGCAUUCCGCCGCUCGUCUCGCUGCUGGGGACAGGCACCGCCAAGGCCAAGGAGGACGCCGCGGAGUUACUGGGUAAUCUGUGUUCCUAUAACGAGGAUAUUCGCGCGUGCGUGGAGACGGCGGACGCGGCCCCCGCGUUGCUGCAUCUGCUGGGCAGCGGGUCGGAGAGGGGACAGGCGGCGGCAGCGCGCGCUCUCAUGCGGCUGGUGUCGGGCGGCAGCAGCGGCGCGAGCAGCGCGAUCGGGCAGCUGACGGGCAUUCUGGUUGCGGAGGUGCCGGAGAGCAAGGUGCACGUGCUGCGCGUGCUGGGCCAGCUGCUCGCCGACUCGCCCGACGCCGCCGACGACGGCACCGCGGCUAACGAGGCGCUUCAGACGCUCGUCGCGCUCGUCGAGUCGGAGCGCGAGGAGACGCAGGAGAGCGCGGCGGCGGUGCUGGCGAAUCUGUUCGCGGCGCGGGAGGAUCUGCGCGAGGGGCCGGUGGCGGCGGAGGCGAUUCCCCCGCUGGUGCGCCUCGUGGAGGACGGCGGCGAGCCCGUAGCCAUGCAGGCGGCGCGCGCGUUGGCGGCGCUGUUCUGCUCCAUCGACAGCAACGAGGAGGCGGCGCACGCGGCGAGGGCGAGCAUCUUCCCGCUGGUGAAGCUGGCGCGCGCGCGCGAGAUGGCGGUGGCGGAGGUGGCGACGACGGCGCUGGCGAAUCUGCUGGCCAACCCCGAGCUGGCGCUCAUGGCGCCGGCGGACGAGGUCGUGCUGCCGCUCUCGCGCCUGCUGCGCGAGGGCACGCCGCACGGCAAGGAGCACGCGGCGGGCGCGCUGGCGCACCUGCUGCACUCGCGCGCGCUGGACGAGGAGCUGGCGGAGAGUAUCCGCCAGUGCAGCACCGUGCUCGCGCUCGUCGCGCUGCUCGCCGUCGGCGCCAGCGAGGACGCGUCCAUGGCGGCACUGGAGGCGCUGGCGGCGCUGGCGCGCGCCAAGGCGCACAACUGGGGCGGGCAGGCGCCGCUGGCGGUGCUGUCGGAGGUGCCGUACUCGAUGGGGCCGCUGGUGGCGGUGCUGGCGGGGGGCACGGCGGGCAUGCAGGAGAAGGCGGUGGAGGUGCUGUCGCGGCUGUGCAAGGACCAGCCCGUGACGCUGGGCGACAUGAUCGCCGGUACUGACAACUGCGUCGCCGCGCUCACCGCGCGCAUCACGGACGCGGAGAGCCUCGAGGUCAAGGUGGGCGGCACGGCGCUGCUGAUCUGCGCGGCGAAGGAGCACCGCGCGGCGACGAUGGCGGCGAUGGAGGCGGCGGGCACGCUGCAGCCGGUGGUGCGGUGCCUCGUGGACAUGCUGGCGGCGCAGCAGCAGUCGCGCGACCAGCAGCAGCAGCAGCAGGGGGCGGAGGAGGGCGACGGGGAGGCGUCGGCGGAGGCGCUGGUGAGCAGCGUGGCGUUGUGGCUGCUCGCCGUCAUGGCGUCGCACGACCACCCCACGCGCGCGCUCGUCGCCGCCGCGGGCGCCGUCGACGUGCUGGUGGACCGCCUCUCGGCGCUGUCGGCGGAGGGGGAGGAGGCGGACGACCUGGGGAUGGAUGGGGAUGGCGGGGAAGGGGGGGACAGCGGGGGGGCGUGGGUGUGCGCGUUGCUGCUGGCGGUGCUGUUCUGCAACCGCGACGUCGUGCGCUCGCCCGUCGCGCUCAGGGCCAUUCCGCCGCUCGCCUCGCUGCUCACCUCGCCCGACCCCUCGCAGCGCUACUUUGCCUCGCAGGCCGUCGCGUCGCUCGUGGCGAGCGGCAGUCGCGGCACGCUGCUCGCCAUCGCCAACAGCGGCGCCAUCCCGCUGCUGCUCGCGCUGCUGGGCCGCGCGGAGGCGGACGUGGCGCACCUGCGCGCGCUGGCGGACGACUUCGAGCUGGCGGGCAGUCCGGAGCAGGUGGCGCUGGAGAAGCUCUUCCGCUGCGACGACAUCCGCGCGGGCCGCCAUGGCAGCGUGGUGGUGCCGCAGCUCAUCGCGCUGCUCACGCCCAACGCCGACCAGCCCAGCGCGCCCGCCGUCGCCAUCGGCCUGCUCACGCAGCUCGCGGCCGGCAGCAGCGCGAACCGCGUCGCCAUGGCGGACUACCGCAUCCUCGAGGCGCUCACCACGUACCUCACGCUCGGCCCUCAGGAGGCGAUGGAGGCGGCGGCGGUGGAGCUGCUGCGGGUGCUGUUCCAGGCGGACGACCUGCGCGUGCACGCCGCCGCGCCCGCCGCCAUGGACCAGCUCGUCGCCGUGCUGCGCGUGGGCUCCCGUGCCGCGCGCCUGCCGGCAGCAUCGGCGCUGGAGGCGCUGUUCGCCGUGGACGCGCACCGCGCCAGCGACGCGGCGCUGCACGCGCUGCACCCGCUCGUCGACAUGCUGGGCAGCGGGGCCGGCGCGGAGGCUGCUGGCGGGGCUGCUGGCGGCGGCGCUGUGGAGGCGGAGCAGCGGGCGGCAGCGGCGGCGCUGUGCCAGCUGGCGCAGGGCAACGUGGGGCGCGUGCUGCAGGCGUGUGAGGAGGGCGGCAUCCCCCUCAUGGCCACCAUCCAGCGCCUGCUCGAGGCGCCCGACAAUCAGCCAGCUGGCAGCAGCGGCGGGUACGACAAGGCGGCGGCGGAGGUGAAGGCGACGGCGGUGGAGCUGCUGCAGACGCUCUUCUCCUUCCCGCGCGCGCGCUCCGGCCCCGUGGCCGCGGCGCUGAUCCCGCCGCUGGUGGUGCUGCUGCUGCACCCGUCGUCGUCGCUGCAGUACCGAGCGGCGGGCGCGGUGGACGCGGUGAUGGACGACGAGCAGCAGGCCAACGUGGUGGCGAGCUGCAGCGCCGUGGCGCCGCUCGUGAGUCUGCUGGAGGGCGAGCGCCACGGGCUGCACGCGGCGGCCAGCAGCGCUUUGUUCAAGCUGGCCAAGGACCGGCGGCAGUGCAAGCUGGACAUGGCGGCGGCCGGGGUCAUCGAGCGCAUCAUCGCCAUCUUCCCCUCCGCGCCCCUCGCCCUCUGCUCGCUGCUGGCGGAGCUGCUGCGCGUGCUCACCAACAACUCCACCAUCGCCAAGGGCGCCGCUGCUGCGCGCCUCGUGGGGCCCGUGUUCGCCAUGCUGCGCCACGCCGAGCUGUCCCCCGCGGCGCAGACGAGCGCACUGCAGGCGCUGGUGAACGUGCUGGAGAAGCCCGGGCGCCUGGAGGCGCUGGACCUGCCGCCCAGCGACGCCAUGGAGCCACUCGUGCCGCUGCUGCUGUCGCCCUCGCUGGUGGUGGCACAGCUGGCGGCGGGGCUGCUGGCGCACGUGCUCACGCUCGAGGCCUUCCACAGCGACGGCAUCACCGCCGCCGCCGCGGCGCCGCUGGUGAGGCUGCUGGGCAGCGAGCUGGAGUCGCUGCGCACGGAGGCACUCAAGGCACUUGAACUCGUGUCCGCCUACUGGCCGGGCGCCAUCGUGGAGGCGGGUGGCAUCGACGAGCUGUCGCGCCUGGUGGCGACGGCGCCGCACCCCAUGUGGCAGAUGGCGGCGACGGUGCUGGCCAACGUGCUGCGCGCACAUGACAAGUGUGCCGCGCAGGUGCCGGUGCCCGUGCUGGUGCGCCUGCUCAUGGCCAACACCGAGCCCGUGCAGGUCGUCGCGCUGUCGGCGCUGCUGGCGCUGGAGCGGGAGGACCCGGCGAGGGCGGACGAGAUGGCGCGCAUGGGCGUGGUGGACGCGCUGCUGGAGCUGCUGCGCUGUCACCAGGUGGAGGAGGCGGCGGCACGGCUGCUGGAGGCCAUCUUCAACAACGCGCGUGUGAGGGAGUCGCAGACGGCGCUGCGCUCCAUCGCACCCCUGGCGUCGUACCUGCUGGACCCCAACUCCGCCGACCCCAACGCCAAGCUGCUCGCCGCACUGGCGCUGGGCGACCUGUUCCAGGAGACCAGCGUGGCGCUCAAGACCGUGGACCUCACGGGCGCGUGCCGCGCGCUGGUGGCGCUCAUGGCGGAGCGCGCGAGCGAGGACCUGGUGAUGGUGGCGCUGUGCGGGCUGCAGAACCUCGUAGCGUCGUCGCGCGCCAACAAGCGCGCCGUGGCGGACGCGGGCGGGUUUGGCGUGCUGGUGGAGCUGCUGACAGGCGGGUCGGCGGAGGUGACGUCACAGGCGGCGAACCUGGUGCGGCUGAUGCUGAACAACCACACGGUGCAGGAGUACGCCACGCCGGAGCUGGUGUCGUCCAUGACGGGCGUGAUCGAGCGCGAGCUGUGGAAGACGGCGAGUGUGAACGAGGAGGUGCUGCAGGCCAUCGAGGGGCUCCUCGCCACCUUCUCCCGCCUGCGCUUCAGCGAGUGCGCCACGGCCGCCAUCCCCGUGCUGGUGGGCGCCAUGAAGGUGGGCAGCGAGGUGGCGCAGGAGACGGCGCUCAACGUGCUGUGGCUGCUGCGGCAGGGGUGGGCGUCGAGCAAGGAGAUGGCGCGGCUGCAGUCCAUCGCCAUGGGCGACACCAUCCCCGUGCUGCAGCUCAUGCUGCGCUCCGGCCCCAUCAACCUCUACGAGAAGGCGGAGACGCUGCUGUCCGUGCUGCCGGGCAGCCUGUCGGUGUGUGUGAAGCGCGGCGCCAACCUCAAGGCGUCCAUGGGCGCCACCAACGCCUACUGCAAGCUCACGCUCAGCGACACCCCCGCCAAGGUCACCAAGGUGGUGAGCGCCACGUGUGACCCCGAGUGGAAGCAGACCUUCACGUGGCCGCUGGACGCCCCUCCACGCGGGCAGAACCUCCACAUCUCAUGCAAGAACAAGGGCACCAUCGGCACCGUGAGUUACUACUGCCUGCCUGCUGCACCCUUCAUGUGCCUCACUAGCUCGUUGGGCAAGGCAACGAUACAGAUAGACCGGGUGGUGGCGCUGGGGAUGGUGUCGGGCACGUACGUGCUGCAGCCAGAGGGCAACCCUGCAACGACCGAUAGCCACCCACCGUGCAGUGAGGAGAAAGGGAGAAGGGAGAAGCUGACCUGCACGGUGGAGAAGGCGAGCAGCGGGGAGGCCACAGUGCCCCCCAGCACGCGGCCGUCGGAGGCAACGAGGGUGGCAUGUGCUGCUAUGACCCACCCCAUGCUGUGUGCUGCUAUGACCCACCCCAUGCUGUGUGCUGCUAUGACCCACCCCAUGCUGUGUGCUGCUAUGACCCACCCCAUGCUGUGUGCUGCUAUGACCCACCCCAUGCUGUGUGCUGCUAUGACCCACCCCAUGCUGUGUGCUGCUAUGACCCACCCCAUGCUGUGUGCUGCUAUGACCCACCCCAUGCUGUGUGCUGCUAUGACCCACCCCAUGCUGUGUGCUGCUAUGACCCACCCCAUGCUGUGUGCUGCUAUGACCCACCCCAUGCUGUGUGCUGCUAUGACCCACCCCAUGCUGUGUGCUGCUAUGACCCACCCCAUGCUGUGUGCUGCUAUGACCCACCCCAUGCUGUGUGCUGCUAUGACCCACCCCAUGCUGUGUGCUGCUAUGACCCACCCCAUGCUGUGUGCUGCUAUGACCCACCCCAUGCUGUGUGCUGCUAUGACCCACCCCAUGCUGUGUGCUGCUAUGACCCACCCCAUGCUGUGUGCUGCUAUGACCCACCCCAUGCUGUGUGCUGCUAUGACCCACCCCAUGCUGUGUGCUGCUAUGACCCACCCCAUGCUGUGUGCUGCUAUGACCCACCCCAUGCUGUGUGCUGCUAUGACCCACCCCAUGCUGUGUGCUGCUAUGACCCACCCCAUGCUGUGUGCUGCUAUGACCCACCCCAUGCUGUGUGCUGCUAUGACCCACCCCAUGCUGUGUGCUGCUAUGACCCACCCCAUGCUGUGUGCUGCUAUGACGCACCCCAUGCUGUGUGCUGCUAUGACCCACCGCAAGUGGUGUGGAGGGCAGGGCGGUGGGUGGGCCAGAGAGGGAGGGCGGGUGCACGGAGCCAUUGGCGGACAGCACACACACCGCCCUGCCCUCCUCGCGCGACAACUCAAAUAUCCGCGCAGCUACGUCCUGUGUGCCUCACCCAGGGGAGGACACACGCAGGGGAGGACGAGAGGACUCUUGGCUCGAGCGCUGCACACACGGCAAGGAGGGGAGCACACGGAGCAAGGAGCGGGAGCAGGCAUGAAUUUGUCGCACUGGGGAGCAGCCGCCACAGCAAGGCCGCAGGGAAAGCAGAGAGGUUGGCGAGCAGCAGGGCGAGCAGCAGGGCGGGCGGAGGUGGGAGGGGCGCACGCACAGCUGGGAGCGGCAGGCGGCUCGCUCUGA